CCUCAUCAGCCUUUGUUUCCUUCAUCUUUUUAUUAAACCUCCAACACCUGGUUUUCUAUCAUUCUUAAAAUUCACAAUUUUUCAAUGACAUCUUUGUGGGUCUACUGGGAAUAUACUAUUUAUGCCUAAAAGAGUAAAAGACUAUUUGUUAAAGUGGGGUUUUAGAGUAAAAAGCUUGGUCUAAUCAUGGUUCAUGAUUUUAGGAUGUGAUUUUUAGACAAAAAGAGGGCUUUCUUGGAUUGUUUUACCUUGUGGGUUUCUUGGACUCUGCACUUUUAUUGUUGAUAAGCACAGGGAGCUAAAACACAAUUAGGUAUUUCUUUUGGGGCUUUCUGUUUGCAGUUAAAGCUGGCUCUUCCUUCUUCAAUGCUGUAGUUAAGCAGUUUCAUUCGAGUUUCAGUCAAAAGUACAUCAACUGGGUGGUUCUCAGUCUGAACUUAUGUUCAGGGAAGAUUUGGACUAUACAGGUAAGGUAACAGAAGUUAGAGCCUUCCUCUCCUCUCUUUCCUGGGUUUUCAGGACGGAUCCAGUAAUUGUUGAGUUUUCUGGGCUACUAAUUUCUUUGGGGAUUUGAGAAUUUUUGGUGGGUUUUUGAAGGAAGAACAGUCGUUAAUCUAUUGAUGUGAUUUGUGAGGGAAAGAUGAAGUCUUUGAGUAGUGUAGGACUUGGUUUGAGUGUAGUUUUUGGGUGCCUUUUGUUGGCUCUUGUUGCCGAACUUUACUACCUUCUAUGGUGGAAGAAGAGGAUCCCAAACAGAGAAAUUGAAGAUGAUCGCUAUAGCAGUCCAGCAAAGCAGCUCUUGUUUAUGUUCUGUUGGAGAAAACCAUCUUCAUUGAGCCACACAGCUUUGAACCCCCAAGAACUGUGUUCUUCUGUGAGUGUCACAGACACUCUUGUUCAUGACCCAGAAACUCAGCUUCGUAAUUUGCACUCAAACAAGGAUUUGCUACUUAAGUCUUAUGGUAAUAAUGAUGAUGAUAUGGAGACAGAACUGUUAAGGCUGAAUAGCUUGUCAGGGCCACCAAGAUUUCUCUUCACAAUUGUGGAAGAAACAAGAGAAGACUUGGAGUCUGAAGAUGCCAAGUCAAAUAGUGGAAAAGGGUCAAGAGGUAGAAGCCUCAGUGAUUUAAUUCUCACAGUGGAGACUCCAUAUCUAACUCCUCUUGCUUCUCCAUCAUUUUUUACACCUCCUCUUACCCCAUUAGACACCUCAUGUAAGGGAUUCAAUCCUCUCUUUGAAUCAUCAACUGAUGCAGAAUUCAGCAGAAUAAGGUCAUCACCACCUCCCAAGUUCAAGUUCUUACAGGAUGCAGAGGAGAAACUGUACAAGAAAAAGUUGAUAGAAGAAGCAGAGAAGAAGGUGAAUAGUCAUGGCUGGUUUCCUCAGCAAGAAGAAAACAUUGCAUCUGGUUCAAAAUUUAUCAAAGAUGAGGAAGACAGUUCUUUUAUCACGAUCAUUGUUGAUAAAAACAAAGAGAGAGAGCUUAAACACCAUCAUCAACUACCACAACAGUACUCAACUGGCCCUUCCCAGGCACUCUCUCUCAAUUCAUCAUCACCAACAACAUCCAUAUGACCAACAAAACUGAAGUGGGUUUUGCCUAAUUUUACUUUAAUUACUAGUUUUUUCCUUUACUUUCUUGAGGGUUGUAUUGUUUAGGAGGUUUUGCUAAUCAGAAAAGGGUUUGUGGAGGGAGACAAGAUCCUCUGCAAAAUGCUGUUGAAAGGUGGACUUGGUGCUUAGUGGGGGACUUGUGGGGUUUUGUUUUAUUCAAUCUCCAUGUCUCCUGAGCUGUCCAGUUCCUGUAAUCAUACUUGUGAGUGAUGGUACUACUGAUGCAGUGAUGUUCUUGUCCAGAGGAAGAGCACUGUAGAAAAGGAAAUUUUUUUAAGACCAACACCACUUUCUUUGAUAUUUGUUCCCUUCCCCUUUUGUCCAUGCUUGUAUGAUAAUCUAGCAUACUGUAUUAGUAUUUUGAUACCCACGCCAGUAUUUUAAUCGG
Tripterygium wilfordii is the source of this 2003-nucleotide messenger RNA. RefSeq lists its product as uncharacterized. The transcript has a single exon. The coding region runs from base 641 to 1576 and encodes 311 amino acids. The record is from RefSeq and is a predicted model, not a curated record. Lineage: Eukaryota; Viridiplantae; Streptophyta; Magnoliopsida; Celastrales; Celastraceae.